Callithrix jacchus (white-tufted-ear marmoset) is the source of this 6228-nucleotide messenger RNA. It is a transcript of the gene PDLIM5, whose product is annotated as PDZ and LIM domain 5. Gene Ontology annotation, biological process: actin cytoskeleton organization; muscle structure development; heart development. The record is from RefSeq and is a predicted model, not a curated record. Gene Ontology annotation, molecular function: actin binding; muscle alpha-actinin binding. Gene Ontology annotation, cellular component: filamentous actin; stress fiber; Z disc. NCBI's taxonomy places the organism in Eukaryota, Metazoa, Chordata, Mammalia, Primates, Cebidae.
GCGUGGCCGGGGGCGGAGGGGCGUGCCCCGGGCCGGGGGCGGGGCGAGGGAAAGCCAGGAGGCGGAAGUUCCCGCGGGCGGUGGGGACUGAGCCCGCUCCGCGAGUCACUUGUCAGCCCUGGUCUAAGGCGGAGGCAGCGCCGCGCCGGACCCGAGCAUAUUUCAUUUUCUGUCAUUGGACUUUGAACCAUUAGAACCAUGAGCAACUACAGCGUGUCACUGGUUGGCCCAGCUCCUUGGGGUUUCCGGCUGCAAGGCGGCAAGGAUUUCAACAUGCCUCUGACAAUUUCUAGUCUAAAAGAUGGCGGCAAGGCAGCCCAGGCAAAUGUAAGAAUAGGUGAUGUGGUUCUCACCAUUGAUGGAAUAAGUGCACAAGGAAUGACUCAUCUUGAAGCCCAGAAUAAGAUUAAGGGUUGUACAGGCUCUUUGAAUAUGACUCUGCAAAGAGCAUCUGCUACACCCAAGCCUGAGCCGGUUCCUGUUCAAAAGGGAGAACCUAAAGAAGUAGUUAAACCUGUGCCCAUUACAUCUCCUGCUGUGUCCAAAAUCACUUCUACAACCAACAUGGCCUACAAUAAGGCACCACGGCCUUUUGGUUCUGUGUCUUCACCAAAAGUCACAUCCAUCCCAUCACCAUCGUCUGCCUUCACCCCAGCCCAUGCGACCACUUCAUCACAUGCUUCCCCUCCACCCAUGGCUGCUGCCAUCACUCCUCCCCCGUUCGCUGCAUCUGGACUGCAUGCUAAUGCCAAUCUUAGUGCUGACCAGUCUCCAUCUGCACUGAGUGCUGGUAAAACUGCAGUUAAUGUCCCACGGCAGCCCACAGUCACCAGCGUGUGUUCCGAGACUUCUCAGGAGCUAGCAGAGGGACAGAGAAGAGGAUCCCAGGGUGACAGUAAACAACAAAAUGGGAAAAUUCCACCUAAACGCCCACCAAGAAAACACAUUGUGGAGCGCAAUACAGAGUUUUAUCAUAUACCCACUCACAGUGAUGCCAGCAAGAAGAGACUGAUUGAGGAUACUGAAGACUGGCGUCCAAGGACUGGAACAACUCAGUCUCGCUCUUUCCGAAUCCUUGCCCAGAUCACUGGGACUGAACAUUUGAAAGAAUCUGAAACCGAUAAUACAAAGAAGGCAAAGUUUGACAGUUCUCUGGAAGACCUGCAUAAGAGUGGACUGCACCCACCUGCAACUCCUCAGGUGUUAACUAUUGGUAGCCAAGUGGCCACACUUUCUAAAGUAGCAACUACUUAUUCUAGUUUAAGCUGCUAUACAGGAAAUGUGGAAUAUUCUUUCGAAGGUUUUCGAAACUUUUCUACCUUCUCUUCUCCUGCUAGAUAUAGUGCUGCAGUCCUGAGCAGUGCAGCUGCUACUGUGUCUGCUGUUAUUGCUGCAAAAACCAGGCUCUACACUCCUGAAAGAUACCACUCAAUCCUGGAUGCACUUUGCAUCAGCCCUGUCUCCAAGCCUUUAGCUUUUUCCUAUCUGCAGUCCUCAAGGAAAUCAACUGGCUCUAUCCAUGUUAAGAAAACAAGUAACUCUCAGGAGCCUUCUCCGCAGUUGGCUUCCUCAGUAGCUUCCACACGGAGCAUGCCAGAGAGCCUGGACAGCCCAGCCUCUGGCAGACCCGGGGUGGCCAGCCUCGCAACUGCGGCUGCCUUCAAACCUGUAGGAUCCACCGGUAUCAUCAAGUCACCAAGCUGGCAACGGCCAAACCAAGCAGUACCUUCCACUGGAAGAAUCUCAAACAGUGCUACUUCCUCAGGAGCAGUGGCACCAGCCAACUCAGCUUUGGGACAACCUCAGCCAAGUGACCAGGACACUUUAGUGCAAAGAGCUGAGCACAUUCCAGCAGGGAAACGAACUCCAAUGUGUGCCCACUGUAACCAGGUCAUCAGAGGACCAUUCUUAGUGGCACUGGGGAAAUCUUGGCACCCGGAAGAAUUUAACUGCGCUCACUGCAAAAAUACAAUGGCCUACAUUGGAUUUGUAGAGGAAAAAGGAGACCUAUAUUGUGAGCUUUGCUAUGAGAAGUUCUUCGCUCCUGAGUGUGGUAGAUGCCAAAGGAAGAUCCUUGGAGAAGUCAUCAAUGCGUUGAAACAAACUUGGCAUGUUUCCUGUUUUGUGUGUGUAGCCUGUGGAAAGCCCAUUCGGAACAAUGUUUUUCACUUGGAGGAUGGUGAACCCUACUGUGAGACUGAUUAUUAUGCCCUCUUUGGUACUAUAUGCCAUGGAUGUGAAUUUCCCAUAGAAGCUGGUGACAUGUUCCUGGAAGCUCUGGGCUACACCUGGCAUGACACUUGCUUUGUAUGCUCAGUGUGUUGUGAAAGUUUGGAAGGUCAGACCUUUUUCUCCAAGAAGGACAAGCCACUGUGUAAGAAACAUGCUCAUUCUGUGAAUUUUUGAAAGUCAACAGUUCAGGAGAAGAGAAGAAAUUUGAAGAGAAAAAUGAAAAUUAAAAUUACUAAUUAAUUUUUAGAUUCAAUAUUUAUUUGGAGUUUUGAAAAAUCAUAGUGGCCCUGAAGGAAUAAAUUCCAGCUUUAAAAACCAAGUCUGAGGAAAUAUUUGGCUUCAUAAAGUAAAGAGACAGUUUGGCAUUAUUACUUUUUCCUGUAUUUUAUGCCCAUAAAAUAACUAUUAUAAAAACCAAUUUCCUGAUGGACUAUUAAAUUCAUCUUAGAAUAAAUUAGUGAAGAAUUAAAUUUUAGAAUAAAUUAUACAAUCUGAAAUAAUUAUACCUUCUUUCCUUGUUAGGUAGUUACAAGAAAAUCUGCAAAAGGCAAUGAAAAUGCCUUUAAUUUUAUCAAUAAGAGAAUCAUUUAAAGAAAAACUAAUACAUAUCUUUAAAAUAGUACAUAGGAUUUUAAACAGAGAGUUUUAUCAGUAGUAGGUGUCAGUUUUUUAAAAUUGCCUAUAGGCCAGAUGUAGUGGCUCAUAACUGUAAUCCCAGCACUUUGGGAGGCCAAAGCGGGCGGAUCACCUGAGGUCAAGAGUUCAAAAUCAGCCUGGCCAACAUGGUGAAACCCCAUCUCUACUAAAAAUACAAAAAUUAGCCAGAUGCGGUGGCAUGUGCCUGUAGUCCCAGCUACUUGGAAGGCUGAGGCACGAGAAUUGCUUGAACCUGAGAGGCGGAGGUUGCAGUGAGCUGAGAUCGUGCCACUGCACUUCAGCCUGGGUGACAGAGGAAGACUCUGUCUCAAAAAAAAAAUUGCUUGUAUAUUGUUUUUCCCUUACAGUGGAUCAUUCUAGUAGGAAAGGGCAAUGAGAUUUUUUUAAAUCAAAAUGUGUUAUGCCAGUAAGAGACAUUGUAUUCUUUUCUCAUUUCUUCCCCACCCAAAAAUAAGCUACCAUAUAGCUUAUAAGUCUCAAAUUUUUUGCCGUUUACUAAAAUGUGACUUUCUAUUCACUGUGUGUGCUUCAUCACUUAUAUUAGGCAAAUUCCAUUUUUUCUCUUCCCUGAUGCUAAGGCAAAGAUUUGAUUAAAUAAUUUUGGCCUCUAACAGCUUUCUCUCUCUUUAAAGAGAAUAAAUAGGAAAGAAUGUGGCUGGGGACUAUAGUGAAUCAGAAGAUUGUAUCCCCCAGUUUUUUCAUUCCACCCUUCUCAAAUAAUAAGUCAGUUAAAUCUGUUUCUGAGUUCUGCCACUGGCUGAUGAAGAGUUGAGAGCUCUCUUUGCAGAAUAAUGUUUUGUUUCAUUUUUUCUCUUCUACCUUUAAAAAUUAAAAAAUUGGCUUGAGGAUGUGAUGAAAUUCAGACUUUUUGUGGUUUUCUCUCAAUAAUAAGUGAACCAAUUUCACAUAUGAUCACAAAGUUUGGAAAGCUUUUAUUCACAGAGGUUUGGUAGUGUUGGGAGGGGAGUUUAAUUAUUCAGAUUGGCCUGUUAUUUGAUUUCCUCCUUUGGGAAAAGAAUUAUGUAGCUACCACAUGGAGACAGGGAAACAAUUGUGGUAAAACUGUGGAUGCUGUUGCUAUUUGCCCAGUGAGAAAACAGAUUUUGGUAUUUGAUUUUGUUUUUCUCUUUGUUUCCAGAAUGGAUGAAAGACCAUGAACCCCCUAAGUUAUAAUUUAAAUUUGUUUGGGGCAAGGUGCCUUUAUAGUUGAGACAGAGCCCUAGGUCCUUCCUGCCCCAUCACUCACUUACGACAUCACUUCCAUUGUGUGCAUGUUUGUUAUAGAGGAGGUUUUAGGCUACAAUAUUUGUUUAACCUCCCUAAGAACUUUCAAGGCAUCUGUCCUGAAAGCUGUUAAUUUAUGGUCUAGCAGAUUUAUAUUAUAUGCAGAUAAUAAUUAACUGGGGAUAAAAGAAUGGCAAGGGGUGACACAAAGUAGCAAACUGAAUACUUCUCCAAUAGCAACCCCAAGCUAGCUCCUCACCCUGCAUCUUGCAGGCAGGCAGGAGAUUUCUUUUGAAACAACAUGCUGGAACUGAAUUCUGCAUUAUUUAUCAUUGCUGCUGAAACCACCUAUAAAAGACUUGCUGGCUGAUGUGCAUUGUCAUAUAAUGUACACAUCUUUUGCUACAGUCUUUUACAUUUGACAUACAAAAUAAGUUGAUGGUUUUGUUUGGUGUGAUUUUUUUUUAGUUUUACCUUCUUAGGUUAUAUGUCAAGAUAGUAUUUGAUAAGUCUAUGGCAUUUAGAUGUUUUCUUCAGAGAAUUUUAUUUGACCCAGAUUUCUUAUAAUGUUAUCUUACAUUAAGGAUAUCAUUUUAUUAGACCUUUCUUUCUGCAUAUUAUUCAUGAAAUAUAAUGUUGCAUUUCUCCAAAUUUUAUUCCUGAAAGCGUAGUGUUGCUUCCUAAUGUAUCAUUUUUGUCUUUGUACUUUGUCCAUCUCUUCCAUGGCAAAGGGUUAUAUCUGUUCCUAAAACAGAUAUAAUUAGUUAAUCCUGUGAAAUAAAUCUUGAACAUAAUCCAGAAGAAUCUCUGUAUUUCCAGUGGGGAAUGCCAUAUUUAAUUCACCAGCAGUAAUCCUUUGAUAACUGGCAGAGCACUUUAUUCUUCUGAUGGGCUCCCUGAAUAUUUAUUUUUCUGAUUAUAAAUUUUCUAUGUCAGUAGCAUUUUUUAUCAUUACUUCUUCACUAUAGAGCAUUUACUUUUAGUCUCUCUAGAUGUGUAUUUUGGAAUGAUGUACUUGGCAUAACAUAGAUGAAAAUCAUAAUGCCUGACUAAAAUUUCCUUAGAUUUAUUUCCCAUUUAAAAAUUUCUGGUGAUAAGUUCAGAUUUAUAAUCUUUCUCUGGACUUACAUGGACUGAAUGUUGCCUGCCGAAGUAGGCAACCUAAAAAGUAGCCCCUGCUUAUGCUUCUAUAGUUGGCCCUCCGUGUCGCAUCUGUGAUUCAAUCAACUGUGGGUCAGAAAUAAGUGGGGGAAAACAAUUGAUGGUGGUGCCUUUACUGAACAUGUACAAACUUUUUUUGUCAUUAAUUCUUAAACAAUAUAGUGUAACAGCUAUUUACACAGCAUUUACAUUGUAUUAGUUAUUAUGAGUAGUCUAGAGAUGUUUUAAAGUAUAUGGUAGGAUGUGCAUAGGUUAUUUGGCAAUUCCUUCACCAUUUUAUAUAAGGGACUUGAACAUCAUGGAUUUUGGUAUCCUAGGGGGUCGUUGGAACCAGUCGCCCAGAGGGGUACCAUGGGAUAACUGUAGUAUCGUGUUUAUUUCUUAUUAAUUAAGAUUACGUUUAAAAUCUAAAACUGGAACCUAAUCAUUAGGUCACAGUGUAAAAACAAAUGGAAAUAGCAGUUCAAACCUUCAAAAUAUUAAUGUAGCAUUAUGUUCAAAAUAAUCUACAACAAAAAUGUACCAUUUUCAAGCAGUACUAUAUCAGGAGCCCUUUUAUAUAAAAUAAGUUCUUCGUUACCCCUGUUCAAGUGUGAGCUUAGUAUUCUGUUAACAUUUGUGUGGUGUUUGGAGUUUAGUCAUCCCUUUUGAAGGGAGAGCCUUCUCAGACAUAAAACAAGAGAAACAUACUAAAUAGUUUUACCCAAAUUUGAUCUGCCUUCCAUUCACCCCCCCCAAUUUCCCAAAUGUUUAAAGGUAUUGGAUUUGGAUUCUCAAUGUAUAAUUUGCCUUAUCUGUUCAUCUCUAUCUUCUGUCUCUUUAGGUUUGUAUAUAUCUGCUGUUUUGCUUUUGGAUACAUUUUCUAAUUAAAAGUCACAUGAGAAAUAUAAUCAGUAUAGUAAUACCAUAAUGUGCACAUACUCAACAAAUAAAUGACUGCAUUAUUGUAAAUGA